CGGUUACAGCCAUUUAAAAUAUGUAAUAUUACAACUUAUCGGGACUUCAGGCACGCACAUGGGGUGACUGAGCUUUUUUGGUUCCCUCUGUGGUCCAUUAAGUUCUUCGUCUGCUACAGUUUGGAGAUAGUUUGGUUACAGGGUGGACUAAUUUGACUUCCUCAAAAAUAGCAAAUUAUAUAUAUAUAUUGACAGAUAAUGCGUUUGUAUUAGGCUUAACUAAUUGAACUAGGAAAAUGCAGAUGGCGAGAUGUAAAUCAUUGAUAAUUAUCGUUUAGCUAAAAAUACUUUCAAGCCUAGUUCAGGAUGAUAUCGAUGUAUUUAUUCUAGAUGUGCACAGAUACCUGUACUAAAGAGGAAGACUGACGACACGUGGGAAGGGGAACAUAUUAAAACGGUGUUCCGUUUGGCGUGUUCACGGCAGAUUGAUGAUACAAAGGGCAUUCAAUCCGCGAGAGCUUGGUACAGGCUACAUAAUUAUAGAAAAUAAAAGUCCUUAUAAGAGUUCAUGAUUGAUAAUACACACAAUACCUUAGGCUCCGUUUUUUUUUGCAACUAGAGAAUCGCUUAUCUUUUAGCCCGGUAUAAAAAUGUUGUAUUAGAAAACGGAUAAAUUCUAUAAUAAGUGUUGACUAGACAAAGGGCGGGGUAGAGGACUGACUACAGAGGUAUUUCAGAUAUUUGAAUGAGUUUACUUAUUUCAUUCCUUUUAAAAUAAUUAAAAAUAGAUUAUCUCAGUCGCUUUCCAAGAAGACCUAAUGAUACAGUUAUAUUCUCAGAAAAAUUUAAAAAAUCGUUUUCAAACUGUUAUCAACUGUGUCACCCCAUCGGCGGUCUUGCUACAUCGCCCAGCAGGGUUCGAAACCAGUUGCUGGUCGAAACACAGAAUAGUUAAGCGAAAAAAAGCUACUUUCCUACUUUUUUUGGUUGCGGUACUGAUCAAACCUACUCAUAUGGAGAUUAGUGUUUCACAAAAUUAUAUUUUUAGAAAUUAAUUAAUGCUUUAUCAUGCAAGAUAGCCAAUCCAGGAAAUUUUUUUACAUGUUUAAUGAGCCGAGCAUAAAACCCGACGGGUGCCAAAGCCCACCUCUUUUACUAGGAAAAAACGGAUGUUAUAAGUCCCUAUAUAAGUGUCAAAAUUUUCCGCUGUCCUUCUAUAGGAUCGAUACCUCGGUUUUUCCACAGAGCGCGCGCCAAUGAUGAUGCUAUUUUACACCCUCGUCUUUAUAUCCCUUGCAAACGCUUGUGUCACUGGUUUGGUCUUCAAGCCCAACUGCACGGUGCAGACAUUUUCUUGUCCUUGCGAUCAGAGCAGCGGAUUUGGAGCAACAGAUCUUGGAAAAGUGAGUUUCACUAGUUGCGUGACCGAUGGAAGCCAUUCCAAAGACGCCUUGUGCUCGAGUGACGACAUUAGAGCAAAAUGUCACGAAAUGCAAGUAAAACGAGCACAUCAGCCUUUUAUUGAAAGCUUUGGUCUUCAGGAGAACGACAUCGUCUACCUUGGAAGCCAGAUCAACCUUACCUGCAAGAUGAAAAACGCCCAAGCCGCUAUUUUCCUCAAGUCUGGCGUAGCAGUGAGAGAAGGCGGUCGAUAUAAGUACAUACAUGUAAAAUCUGCGCAUAAGCAACUCCACAGUAGUCUUGAAAUCACGAAUAUCACCAAAGAUGACGAGGGAAACUACACUUGCUAUGCUUAUAACAAUGGUAUUCUGACCUCCGCAAAGUAUUCUUUGAAAACAGUGCCUUGUCCUGCUGGCUAUUUUUGUCCUUUGUUUUCAAACAAAGCGUUAUCUUGUGAAGCAGGGACAUACAGAGAACAGUCCAGCAACUUGACAUACAAAUGUACCCCCUGUCCCAAGCCUUUCACCCUGCAAGGAGGAUGGAAGACUGGGUCUAAGUCAGUGAGCGAUUGUUUCACAGUAAAACAUGCACGUCAGCCUUUUAUUGAAAGCUUUGGUCUUCAGGAGAACGACAUCGCCUACUAUGGAAGCCAGAUCAACCUUACCUGCAAGAUAAAAAACGCCCAAGCCGCCAUUUUCGUCAAGUCUGGCGUAGCAGUGAGAGAAGGCGGUCGAUAUAAGUACAUACAUGUAAACUUUGCGCAUAAGCGACUCGACAGUAAUCUUGAAAUCACGAAUAUAACCAAAGAUGACGAGGGAAACUACACUUGCUAUGCUUAUAACAAAGGUAUUCUGACCUCCGCAAGGUAUUCCUUGAAAACAGUGCCUUGUCCUGCUGGCUAUUUUUGUCCUUUGUUUUCAAACAAAGCGUUACCUUGUGAAGCAGGGACAUACAGAGAACAGUCCAGCAACUUGACACAAAUGUACCCCCUGUCCCAAGCCUCUCGCCCUGCAAGGAGGACGGAAGACUGGGUCUAAGUCAGUGAGCGAUUGUUUCACAAGCAUUGCGGUGCACCAUAACACGAGGAGGGCAUCACUGGAGAAAUUGUUCCGUUAACUUUGACUUGUUAAUUCAUUUCACUCAUAUUACUUAGAACUAGCCCAUAUACUAGCGUAAAUUUUUCGCGGAAAUUUAAAGAAUGCAGCUGCCUUUCAAACUAUUGAAUUAUAACCAACUUUUAAUUUUCCUUAUUAUUUCGCGUUUUUUAAUCCAUUAAUGAAGGGAAAGUUAGUAUAGAAGACGUAAAAGAAACUGAGAGGAAGAUCUAUAAUUAUAUUCUCAAACUUUACUAAACACUAGUGUACACUUAAAAUUAUUAAUUCAGUAAACCCACUUAAAAUAAAAUCAUUUCCAUCCUCUCAUUUCUAAAACGAAGUCCGGAGUAGCCUAAUUAUUUUCUUGUAUUUCUGACAUAAGGCAUGACAAGGUAUUUGAAAACAGUAAAAGUCUUCAGAUUUUCGCCCGUGCCUCUGAGUAAUGACAUCAAAUACAAAAACUGAAGAACUCUGCAAUGGGGGCUUAUUACUUUUCUAGCUUCUAUUCUUAGUAAUCCAUCCUUCUAUUCCCAUGUUUUUUUAUGUUCGCUCAAACGAUAGGCUAACUCGAUAAUCUCGCUGUUCUAUUAGCUUCCAUGCACAAACUAUAGACCAUUGUCACCUUUAAUUGUUAUAUAUGUAUCUUUUUUCUUUUAUGCUAAUAUUGUAAUUUCAAAACUGUAACUUCAAAAUAAAGUACAAGUAAAGAGAAGUUGAAG
Orbicella faveolata is the source of this 3154-nucleotide messenger RNA. RefSeq names its product obscurin-like. NCBI's taxonomy places the organism in Eukaryota, Metazoa, Cnidaria, Anthozoa, Scleractinia, Merulinidae. The record is from RefSeq and is a predicted model, not a curated record.